Messenger RNA from Mercurialis annua (annual mercury), 1135 nucleotides. RefSeq lists its product as uncharacterized. The transcript is spliced from 6 exons. The record is from RefSeq and is a predicted model, not a curated record. Gene Ontology annotation, molecular function: nucleic acid binding. Lineage: Eukaryota; Viridiplantae; Streptophyta; Magnoliopsida; Malpighiales; Euphorbiaceae. Bases 82 to 822 code for a protein of 246 amino acids.
UCUCGGUUUUUUCCCUAAUUUUUUUUCUGAUCUUUAAAAUCCAUCAAAACUUACACGGAUCCGUUUGAUUAUCAAGCAAUCAUGGCGACACCUGAGGUUCUGCAUCGUAUUGACGAAUAUUCUCCUUUUCACGAUCAUCCUAAAGCUGAGAAUGGAAACUCACGAGCUUUAUCAAUUGAGAAAAGAAUCGAGUUUCUUGAAAACUUGGCUGGCAAAGUAAGCAACAGGAGAUCUCGUAGAUGGAUUAACGACCGUUUGUUGAUGGAACUUGUUCCUCGCUUAGAUGCUGAUGAAAUUAAAGGCUUGUUUGCUCCACCUCCCUGGGGUGAUGCUACUCCACCAUCAGCAUUUUCCAUGACUAAUGUGGCUGAGUGGGAGAAAUUUAGGAAUAUAGAUAUGGAUAAGCAGGCCCAUAUCAUUAAUGGUCUGAGUAGCUCACCACCGAAAAGGAAGGGUCGUAUUGAUGCUGAUAAGGUGGCUGUCCUUAAUGCGUGGCGCAGAAUUGAUUGCCGAACGAGAGAGGCCCUUCGUCGUAGCUUUCUUACGGAUCUUAUUGAGGGAUAUGAGACAUGUAUCCGCUCCUUCAUUCAGGAGACUGAGGAUGAAGAAGUUCUGACAUUUCGAGUUCAAGAUCCUUUUCAGAGAUUGUUGCUUCAUGGUGUUUGUGAGUUUUACAAUUUGGCAUCAGUAACAGUGUCGGGGACCACUGAUGCAGAAUCAUUGAAGACAACUACGAUAAAGAAGAAGAAACUGGCUGUGAUUGAGCUCCCAACUAUCACCCUCUCACAUUUUCUGAAGAUGUCCAAGGAAGGCAUUUGGUGAUCUUACUACUGGAGGAACUUAAAGUUGUGAAUAAGUAGAACAAUACCAUCACCGAUUCUUGAACUGAAGAAUCAGAAUGUAACAUUUUAUCUGGAUGUAACAUUCAUCUAUUUGUAUCAUCAAUCCCAUGUAGUUUAUUGACUUCUAAGCUUUCUCAGAAGCUGGAGGGCCUUUUAAUGUAGGAUUUAUUUUCAAUCAACUAAAUGUGUUGAUUCUAGAGGUAGCUUGUUUACUUAGUGUUGACAAUGUCUGUUUACUUCUAAAUUGAAGUUCCUUUCAACUUAAUGAGUAUUAAGUUUCACUUCUUUCGCCU